Messenger RNA from Hemicordylus capensis (graceful crag lizard), 5485 nucleotides. It is a transcript of the gene ZEB1, whose product is annotated as zinc finger E-box binding homeobox 1. NCBI's taxonomy places the organism in Eukaryota, Metazoa, Chordata, Lepidosauria, Squamata, Cordylidae. The coding region runs from base 858 to 3524 and encodes 888 amino acids. Gene Ontology annotation, biological process: regulation of transcription by RNA polymerase II; anatomical structure development. The record is from RefSeq and is a predicted model, not a curated record. The transcript has 9 exons. Gene Ontology annotation, molecular function: DNA-binding transcription factor activity, RNA polymerase II-specific; RNA polymerase II cis-regulatory region sequence-specific DNA binding.
CUGCCGCCGUCCCCGCGCGCCGCCCGCUCAGCCUGCGCUCCGCUCUGCCCCGCUGGCCGGCCGCGGCGGGUCUCUUGCGUGCGGCUGUCCCCCUGGCCGCCUCGUCCUCCUCGCGUCCCUCCCCGAGGGGGGAUAAGCGAAAGGGGCGCCCGCCGUGUCCGGCUCUCUUCCCAGGCAGGAGGAGGACGGAGGCCGCUCCUUCGCCUCGCUGCGACCUCCGCACCCCCAACUUGGAAACUUAUUACCUGGGCGGAGGAGUUACCAAUUACAAUAAUGUUGUAGAAACAAAUUCAGAUUCAGAUGACGAAGACAAAUUGCACAUUGUUGAAGAGGAAAGUAUAACAGAUGCAGGAGAUUGUGAUAAUAGCGUGCCAGAUGAUGACUUGCCAAAAGACCAUACAGUAUUACCAGAAAGCAACGAAAGAGAAGGAAGUGCAAACAGUUGCUGGGAAGAUGAAGCUAGUAAAGAAGCAAAGGAAAUCCUGGGGCCUGAAGCUCAAACAGAUGAAUCUGGAUGUACAGUAAAAGAAGAUGAAUGUGAUUCUGAUGCAGAAAAUGAACAAAAUCAUGACCCUAAUGUUGAAGAAUUUCUGCAACAAGAAGAUACAGCAGUUAUCUACCCAGAAGCACCUGAGGAGGACCAGAGACAGGGCACACCAGAGGCCAGUGGCCAGGAUGAAAAUGGAACGCCAGAUGCAUUUUCCCAGCUGCUUACAUGCCCUUACUGUGAUAGAGGGUACAAACGCUUUACCUCUCUGAAGGAACACAUUAAAUAUCGCCAUGAAAAAAAUGAAGAUAACUUUAGUUGCUCCCUAUGCAGUUACACAUUUGCAUAUAGAACACAACUUGAACGCCAUAUGACAUCACAUAAAUCAGGAAGAGAUCAAAGACAUGUGACUCAAUCUAGUGGUAACCGAAAAUUCAAGUGCACUGAAUGUGGAAAAGCUUUCAAAUACAAACAUCACUUAAAGGAACACCUACGAAUCCAUAGCGGAGAGAAGCCAUAUGAGUGCCCAAACUGCAAGAAACGUUUUUCCCAUUCUGGAUCCUACAGCUCCCACAUAAGCAGUAAGAAAUGUAUUGGUCUGGUGCCUGUGAAUGGCCGAGCAAGAUCUGGGCUCAAGACCUCUCAGUGUUCUUCCCCUUCCCUUUCUGCAUCACCGGGUAGCCCAGCAAGACCACAGAUCCGGCAGAAAGUAGAAAACAAGCCCUUACAAGAACAACUCCCCAUUAACCAAAUUAAAACUGAACCUGUGGAUUAUGAAUUCAAGCCCAUAGUGGUUGCUUCAGGAAUCAACUGUUCAGCCCCUUUGCAAAAUGGGGUUUUUAGUGGUGGUAGCCCAUUACAGGCAACCAGUUCUCCUCAGGGUGUGGUGCAAGCUGUUGUUUUGCCAACCGUUGGUCUGGUGUCUCCAAUAAGCAUCAACUUAAGUGACAUUCAGAAUGUGCUCAAAGUUGCUGUAGAUGGCAAUGUUAUACGGCAAGUAUUGGAGAAUAGUCAUACCAACCUUACAUCCAAAGAUCAGGAAACAAUCAACACUGCAUCCAUACAACAAGCUGGACAUUCCCUCAUUUCAGCUAUCAGUCUUCCUUUGGUUGAUCAAGAUGGGACAACCAAAAUUAUCAUCAACUAUAGUUUGGAGCAACCUAGUCAACUCCAGGUUGUGCCACAGAAUCUGAAAAAAGAAACUCCUGCCCCAACAAACAGCUGCAAAAUUGAAAAGUUACCAGAAGACCUUAGGGUGAAGUCUGAAAAAGAAAAAAGCUUUGAAGGAGAGACCAAUGAUAGCACUUGCCUUCUUUGUGAUGACUGUCCAGGAGAUCCUAAUGCACUUCAAGAAUCAAAGCACUAUGAUAUGAAAAAUCCUACUCAGCCACCUCAGCUUAGUGGCGUAGAAGCUGAGAAGUCAGAAUCCUCUGUUUCAUCAGAAGCAGGGGAGGCUAACCUAACUCCUGGUCAACCCCCUUUAAAGAAUCUUCUAUCCCUCCUAAAAGCCUAUUAUGCAUUAAAUGCACAACCAAGCUCAGAAGAACUCUCAAAAAUUGCUGAUUCAGUAAAUUUACCACUGGAGGUAGUUAAAAAGUGGUUUGAAAAAAUGCAAGCUGGUCAAAUUUCUGUACCAUCAUCUGUGCCAUCUUCCCCUGAGCCUGACAAAUCAAAAGGUUCUGUUGAUAAUGAUGACCACGCAGGAUGUACACCUGUGAAUGAACACCAGGACAGCAUAUCUAAUUCUGAAAGUCCCCUCAAAGCUGAUAAACCACAGACUGUUUCAACAGGAUCAACUCAGAAUGGUUCACGAAGUAACACACCAUCCCCAUCACCUCUUAACCUCUCCUCAUCUAGAAAUUCACAGGGUUAUGUGUACCUUAAUGAGGGUGCCCAGGAAGAGCCACAAAUAGAACCUCUUGACCUUUCACUACCAAAGCAACAUGGAGAAUCUUUGGAACGAUCUACUAUAACUAGUGUUUACCAGAACAGUGUUUAUUCUGUCCAGGAAGAACCUUUGAACUUGACUUGUGCAAAAAAAGAACCACAAAAGGACAACAGUAUUACAGACUCUGAAACAGUUGUAAAUGUAAUCCCACCAAGUGCCAAUCCCAUUAAUAUUGCUAUACCUACCGUCACUGCCCAAUUACCUACAAUUGUUGCCAUUGCUGACCAGAACAGUGUUCCAUGCUUAAGAGCACUUGCUGCCAAUAAGCAAACCAUUCUUAUCCCACAGGUAGCUUAUACUUAUUCAACCACAGUUAAUCCUACCAUUCAAGAAACACCAAAACCGAUGCAGGCCAAUGGAAGUCAGGAUGAAAGACAAGACACUAGCUCUGAAGGAGUUUCAAAUGUGGAGGAUCAGAAUGAUUCUGAUUCCACACCACCGAAGAAGAAGAUGAGAAAGACAGAAAAUGGAAUGUAUGCUUGUGAUUUGUGUGACAAAAUAUUCCAGAAGAGUAGCUCACUCUUGAGACAUAAAUAUGAACACACAGGUAAAAGGCCUCAUGAGUGUGGGAUCUGCAAAAAGGCAUUUAAACACAAACAUCAUUUGAUUGAACACAUGCGACUGCAUUCUGGAGAAAAGCCCUAUCAAUGUGACAAAUGUGGCAAGCGCUUUUCGCACUCGGGGUCUUACUCUCAGCACAUGAAUCACCGCUACUCCUACUGCAAAAGGGAAGCAGAAGAACGUGACAGCACUGAACAGGAAGAGACAGCACAGGAGCGCCUAAGUAAUGAGCAUGCAGGGGCUGGGGCUUCUCCUUCACAGCUCGACUCUGAUGAGAGGGACAGCUUAACAAGGGAAGAGGAGGAAGACAGCGAAAAAGAAGAGGAGGAAGAUGAAGACAAAGAGAUGGAUGAACCGCAAGAAGAAAAGGAGGGUGGUAAAUUACAGGAGGAGGAGGAAGAAGAAGAAGUAGAAGAAGAAAAAACUGAAGGUAGCAUGAAGGAUGAUGGAGCUGUAAAUGAAGAAAGCAGUGAACAAGUUAUACAGAAAGAGGAGCAAGUGUCAGAAGAAGAAACAAAGAAAGCUUAGCUGAUAAUGUGGUGUUGUACAACGAAAAGAAAUCCAACUGGUUAUGAAGGUUGUUCUAUACUCUACAUGCUUUUUAUGGAAGCACAGUAGCCUGUGCACUGUGAUUCCUGUUCACUACUGUGUAACAAAAAUGAAAAAGAAAAAAAAAACCAGAAAAUAUAAAUAUAUAUAUAUAUAUAUAUCCAGGUGUGCCUGAACCUCAAACCUAGUAAUUUUUCACAGUUUUCAAAGUUAGGAGCAAGUUUGUGAAAUGAAACAGUUUAGAUGAACAUGGUGACUCUGGAAGCAAAGAUUUAACAUGUUGUAGGAAACAUGUUUUAUUUGAUAUGUGUUGGACAUCAGUUUGUUUUUGUCAGUAUUAAUUUUUUCAUUCUUUUUGUUGGUUUAAUUUUUCAACUGUACAAUUGGGAGAGAUUUAUGUUUUGUUUUGUUUUUAAUUUUAUCAGUGAAACAAUUCUGCUAAUUCCGCUUCAGUAUUUUAUUAUAUUUUUAAAAUGUGAGAACUUCUGCACUACAGAAUUCCCUUAAGCAGAAAGGUAUGAUGCAGUUCCAAACAGUGCUUGACUACCUUUGUAAAUUCAGCUUAGAAGGUAGCAGUUUAUAACAUUUAGAUGUUGUUAGUAGAACAUGUUCUCAUUUAAAGUGUAUUGUUAGCCUUAAGGAAGCAGCUGAUAGAAGAACUGAAGUUUCUUACUCAUGUGGUUGAAAAUGUAGUUUGAAAAGAUUGUGGUGGAGUUCUGAUUGCAGGGACUAACAGUGUUAAUACUGGUGAGGACAGCCAAGUUGUCAAAAUCAGUGUUUGUAAUUGUGUCUGAAGUAUGUAGUAAAAAGUAUGAAGGAUAUGACAUGAAGCUUUGUAUCUCCUUUGGCCUUAUGCAAGACCUUGUGUGCUGUAAGUGCCAUUUCUCAGUAUUUUAAAAGGCUUUGACCAGCCUUUCUCCAAUGUGUGGCCUACAAUAACUAGCAUUUGUAUUAAACUUCUGUAAACUAAAUCAUGGGGGGGGGGGACACUCAGCCAUCAGAUAUGUAAAAGCACUGGUACAUUUCAUAAUAUAAUUCUUCAGUAUUAUUGUGUUUUCUUUAAUUACUUACUUGGAGAAUUUCUCUAUAGUAAUUACGAAGGGAAAUUUCUAAUCUACUUUAUUGGUUCUCCUAAUUUCAGACACAUACAUGACAUAUUAUUGGGCUCAUAAAUGUUUUCAAAUGUUAGUUAUUCUGGACCCCAUUUAUUGACAAUGUUAGCUGAUUUUAACCUAUCAGUAUUAUUUUAUUUCUUUUAGUUUAUAGAUCUGUGCAACAUUUUGUACUGUAUGUUUUCAAACCUGGCAGUAUUAAUACCCUUCUUACUGACAUAUGUACCUUUUUAGUUUUAGAAAACUUUUAUAUUUAUGUGUCUUAUUUUUAUAUUUCUUUAUUUAUUACACAGUGUAGUGUAUAAUACUGUAGUUUGUAUUAAUACAAUAAUAUAUUUUAGUAUGAAAAUUUGGAAAGUUGAUAAGAUUUAAAGUAGAAAUGCAAUUGGUUCUCUUGCAUUGAGAUUUGAUUUAACAGUGUUAUGUUAACAUUUAUACUUGCCUUGGACUGUAGAAGAGAAGAAUUAAAAUGGGAAUGUAUCAAUUUUACAAUUGCAAUCAGUUCAUUUUACCUUUUCCCAGUUUUUAAUAUAAAGCUCUUAAAUUUUGAAAUUCACUGUAUGACUAAUAGCAUGAUGCUCUGCAGUUUUAUUAAGAGAUUAGCCUAACCAUAAAACACUCAUUUCCUUAGGUAAGCCAAGCUAGAAUAAUCUUCUAAGUGUUGGGAACAAUGUUUAACAUUUCUGUGCCAAUUUGUUCCUGUAUUCAUGUAUGUGAGUUACAAAUCUGAAACUUCUUUUUUUUUUUAAGUUCCUUGUUACAUCAUGGUCAUUUUCUAGUUUUCUACCAGACUCCCCAUCUCACAAUAAAAAGCGUCAACAAGCCUGA